This is a messenger RNA of Debaryomyces tyrocola, 627 nucleotides long. NCBI's taxonomy places the organism in Eukaryota, Fungi, Ascomycota, Pichiomycetes, Serinales, Debaryomycetaceae. The record is from the annotation of a GenBank genome assembly.
AUGGAAGAGUUUGAAGGUAUAGGUUCUAUUGUGGAAGAAUUUAACAUAAAAGGGUCCACAUUGAAUUUAUUCAAUAUUAAAUGGAAGACGCCUAAUAGCGAUAAAGAGUUAAAAAGGUUUGUUCAGAUUCCAUACGCACCUCACAAUAAGGCUUUUCCUAGUCUACCCUUAGUGGUUAAUUCCAGCGGCAAGCUGUUGAGGUAUAUGGCUCAAGAUGAAAUGAUGGAUAAAUCUAUUUUAGAAUACGACGAGUCUAAAUUUGACUCAGACUUUGAACUCAAUGAAUCUAGCAUAAGCACGAAUCUCACCCAAUUCAUGAACGAAUAUAAUAUCAACGACGAACAGAGACAAAAUGCGGGUUACCAUGACUCACUGGUAUUUUUAGCAGACAAUCAUAAAGAGCAGAUCCUUUCUGAUAUUAUAUUAGAGUCGAAUUGCGAAGAUUUAGAAUUGGUCGAAAAAAAUUGCAUUCUUUCGAGCGACUUCACACAAUUAUCCUCAAACAGAUGGGACAAAGAGUCUUCAAAGAAAGCUAAAUUAUCGUCCGAAAAGGACGAUUUGGUUAGCCUCAAAUCGGAGCCUUUUGCUGAUUUGGAAUUAGACGAUUUUUUCGGGCUACAUAAUUGA